UCCACAUCAUGUCCCCUCCUCGCUGGCCACACUCACUGCAUGUUUUUUAAAUUCACAUCACCAGCCUCCAGACGUCGUUUCCUUUUGCCUGGGAGAUGAUGGACAGCAGGAUACUGGAUCCACCUCAUGCCCAGUUCGGAGGCUCUCUCGGUGGGAUGGUGAGCUUUCCCUACCAUCUAAGCCACCAUCAUGUUUACGAAUUAGCUGGUCAUCAACUUCAAUCUGCAGCCGCGGUUCCUUUCUCAAUAGACGGAUUACUCAACGGCUCGUGCACAGCAUCUGUGGUUAAUUCGAACCCCCUCUUGUCGUCUGGCUGCGGUAUGAAUGGAGAUAACCAACAGUACAAACUGACAGAUACGGGAGAUCCAGAGAAGGAUAGCCCGGGCUGUAAGAGAAGACGAACUCGCACCAAUUUCACUGGCUGGCAGUUGGAAGAAUUAGAAAAGGCUUUUAAUGAAAGUCACUAUCCAGACGUAUUCAUGAGGGAAGCACUAGCUCUGAGACUGGAUUUGAUAGAAUCGAGGGUGCAGGUAUGGUUCCAGAACCGCAGGGCUAAGUGGAGGAAAAAGGAAAACACGAAAAAGGGUCCCGGGCGACCUGCUCACAACUCCCAUCCCACAACCUGCAGUGGCGAGCCGAUGGACGCGGAGGAAAUUGCCCGCCGAGAGCGCGAGAGACUGGAGAAAAAGAAGAGAAAACAGGAAAAAAGGUUACUGAGGUCACAGAACAAACUCAUUUCUGGGGACUUAUUUCACACCCCAGGAUCUGACAGUGACAGUGGCGUUUCACAAGUAACGGACAGCGAACAAAAUAUCCAUUGUGACUUGGGCCGAAACCAAACGCAACCAAGCUGUAACCAAACACAGCAAAAACUACAGAACCAAAGAGGCCUGAAUCAAGAUGCGAGUGCAUCCGAGCUAGACUCGUCCGACAGCAGUCAGCAGCCAAACUCAUGCCCCAUCAAUAAGUCCUCCACUCUUCAGAAACUCAAUCCUUUCAGUGUGGAGAGCCUUUUGUCGGACUCAAGGCCAAGGCGAAAACCCACCAUUGAUUUCCCAGUGGCCUCUCCGCGGCCUUUGAUAGGGAAAGGACAUUUUUUACUUUAUCCGAUUACGCAACCGUUGGGUUUUAUCGUCCCACAAACCUCCCUAAAGAACACAGCAUCGGGCAGUGAUGUUGAUAACGGGCAAAAAACACCAACAAGCGAUACUGCUGGAAAUUCAGGACACGGGAACAACAAGGAGUCCAACAGUGUAAAUGCCAGCGCGACAGCAAUCAAAGGCCAGGUCAGUCAAUCGGGCAAAAUAACGUGUUCACCACAGAGUAGUCCACCACAAACCUUUAACGGUCACUCUCCGGGCAGCUGUAACGACGUAAGCCCGCAAGAGAAAGAGUCAGACCUCGCCAAUCCAAAGUCUCCCCUGUCAGAGAAAAAGGAGCAGUCAUUAGGCCUGUUUGACUAUCCACAGAAUUCUGAAUCAGCGACCUCUCACACGGACACCAACAAAGACUCGGUUGAUGUUGAUAUGGGAUAAACUGGUCUUAGAGUCUCAAUAUUGCCCGAAACUUUCAAAGCUUAACCGAAGAGGAAAACUCAAUGACAUAUCAAUAGACUACAUCUUUUUUUCCUUUUCUUUUCUUUCUUGAAUUGACAUAUUUAUAUUCCGAUUAGGGGAAAUAUAUGUGUGAAUAUUUUGUGUAUGUGUCUGGUGGGGUAAAUGUUUAUUGAAAAAAUAGCAACAGCAGGCUCCCUGUAUAACAAACUGUAAAGAAAGCAA
This is a messenger RNA of Electrophorus electricus (electric eel), 1778 nucleotides long. RefSeq names its product UNC homeobox (gene uncx). NCBI's taxonomy places the organism in Eukaryota, Metazoa, Chordata, Actinopteri, Gymnotiformes, Gymnotidae. Gene Ontology annotation, biological process: regulation of DNA-templated transcription. The record is from RefSeq and is a predicted model, not a curated record. Gene Ontology annotation, molecular function: sequence-specific double-stranded DNA binding; DNA-binding transcription factor activity, RNA polymerase II-specific.